Messenger RNA from Mesorhabditis spiculigera, 216 nucleotides. The record is from the annotation of a GenBank genome assembly. NCBI's taxonomy places the organism in Eukaryota, Metazoa, Nematoda, Chromadorea, Rhabditida, Rhabditidae.
AUGAGCGUCGACGCGCCGCGCUGGGCGCGAAAUGGACGUGCCGAUGCCGUUCGUCCAUCCAUCAGCUGUGGGCCCCAGGUCAACGGCGAAAGAAUCGAUAAUCCGGCUUUCCCUGGCCUCGGUGAAUUCGCGCAAAUCGAGCGCCGUCAGGGAGGCGUCCCGCUGUGGUACGAGUGCCCUUUCACAUACACAAUUCUCAGCCACAGCUCCAAUACG